AUGUCUACAGGCAGUCCCGAAGCAGCAGACUCGGCGUCUCCACCCUCGAAAUCAUUUUCUAGAACCCCCACGUCAUGGGACGCCCAGGACGACAUUCUCUUGAUGCAUUUGAAAGACAACCAGAAGCUCGGAUGGAAGGAGAUUGCGCUGCAUUUCCAAAACAGAACGCCCAACGCCUGUCAGUUUCGCUGGCGGCGGUUGAAGAGCGGUAACUUGAAGAAUCCCCCAAAAGCACUUGGAGGGUUGGCUGCUGCGGCCAUGGCUGCCACCACGAGUCCCAGCCCCAGCGGCUCAAGUCCACCAGCUAAUGUGCCCAAGAAAGCUGGAGUCCGUCGUAAAUCUGAGUCUCAGCCACCCAAUUUGGGUCUGGUUUACUCGCCUCUCGCAAAUACAACCUUUACAGGGUACGAGACCGUGUCGAGUGCCUUGACUGGAUUAAAUGCGCUUUCAAACAGCUCGGGAGGUACUCCAAACUCGUCUCAGGGCCCUCAGGGACCCAUCAAUACGACGUCACACCCACAAACAUUUGAUAAUCUGCCAAAACUGGACCUUCCUUUGGAUCCCCAGACCCAUAGCGCAGCUGCGGCAGGUACUCUGGGCGGGUACUUCACCGACAUAUCUGUGGACCCUACACUGAAUUUGCCUCAUAAUAAGCCGCAUCCAGUGGACUCUCACCAGCUGGGGAUUACUCCUCGCAAUUCCGUUGACCAACAACAAACACCUCUCCACAACAACUCGAUCAUCCAAAUUGUACGUGGCGACGACCGGGCGUCGGUGCUGCUGCAGCUGCGGCACUCGGUGCUGAGUCUCCCCCUGAAAUCGAUGAAUAUCCCACAUCACCAGCUGAACAACAGCUCUUUGGCUCAUUUGCCUAUUCUUUUUGGAGGAAACAGUAUUCUGGGCCCUUCAGGAGGAACUUCUAUUCUGGGUCCCUCAGGACUCCCACAGCUCGCAUCCACAUUGUCAGGUAUCCGUAAUGGAUCAAUUGUAGGUCCCCCACAGGCGUAUUUGCGCCGUCUGUCGAUGGUGGUUGCGCAUGAUAGGAGAGGCUCCGACAAGGAGCGGCCCGAACGCAAAGAAAUUGACAAGAUCAAGAAGGAGAAAGACAAGGAUGCUGCGGGCCGGAAACCUGCGGCAGCACAGCCUGUCUUCAACAUUCCCUGGUCAAUGGAAGAGGACGAAUUGUUGAUCAAUCGACGCCGAAAAGAAUUAUCGUUCGCAGAACUCUCUAUUUUACUUCCGCAACGAACAGAAGGCGAAAUCUGGUCUCGAAUUGAUGCAUUAGAGCGUCUCCGGAACGGCCACCGGGCUCUGCGUGAUUCUCGCCGCCGUAGGCUCCUGCUGGUGGGGCUUGAUGAUGUGGAUGAUUUCUACUCAGAGGUGGAUUCUGUGAUCGGUGCCAUUGACAGCGAAGACGAUGAUGACGACGAGGACGUGCUUUUGGACGUUGAAGACAGCAUUCCGGGACAUAUGCGGCGAGGCAAGAAAAGGCGAGCCAGUUCUGCUGUGAAUCCCUUGACAGUGCGAGAAGGAAUACGGCGGAAGCUUCAUUAA
Sungouiella intermedia is the source of this 1554-nucleotide messenger RNA. NCBI's taxonomy places the organism in Eukaryota, Fungi, Ascomycota, Pichiomycetes, Serinales, Metschnikowiaceae. The record is from the annotation of a GenBank genome assembly.